Molecule: messenger RNA, 2189 nt
Organism: Lytechinus variegatus (green sea urchin)
Lineage: Eukaryota; Metazoa; Echinodermata; Echinoidea; Temnopleuroida; Toxopneustidae
Product: DPH3 homolog
Exons: 3
Coding region: 90-335 (81 amino acids)
Biological process (GO): protein histidyl modification to diphthamide
Molecular function (GO): metal ion binding
Source: RefSeq, a predicted model, not a curated record
ACUUAAUUCGUAAGUAGGCUGCUAGGUAGGUCAACGUGUUACCACUUACUGUUGAUUCUCAAACUUUCCAUUUCAUAUUUUAGUAAUAAAUGACGGUAUUUCACGACGAAGUGGAAAUCGAAGAUUUUGAAUAUGACGAAGAAACGGAAAUAUAUCACUAUCCUUGUCCGUGUGGUGACAGAUUUGAGAUAACAAAGGAGGCUCUAUGUAAUGGAGAAGAAGUUGCAACAUGCCCAAGCUGCUCAUUGAUUCUAAAGGUUAUUUAUGACUUGGAGGACUUCAUGGAGGGAGAAGAAGUAGCUCCACCUUUGCAGAAAGGACUUGAAACGGUUUGACAGGAAUUAUUCUGAAUUAGAAUCUGCCGUCUGGAUGACACAGGACCACUUAGAUGGUAUCGUUCAUUGAGGACUUUCUUUGGCUGAUGAUACUGGUUUUUCCUCAGUCUGAGAUGAGACAUAAAUGGACAUUGGAUAACAUCAGACAAAGACCAUUUUGUUCAUGGUAUAUUUGAUUGCCCAUUCUUUUCGCUCAUUCCCUAUUUUCCAUCAAAGCCUGCCUAAACUAAGCAAUAGUACAGGGUCAAGAAUAUGAAUUUUAUGGGAGUACAAUCUUACAAAAGUUCAGGAGCCAUUUCCGCCAUUGAUUCUUUGUGAAAAUUCAUAUUGUGAUUGAUUUAUUCUGCUUCAUUAUAAAAAUACACAUUAUAGUUUUAUACCUUUCCUUUUAUUGGAUAUUCGUUGUUUGAAUAGCAGAGUAUACAUGUACGUCAUGCUGGCCAUGCAUUGAUAAAAAAAAUAAGCUUGAAGAUUUUCGAAGGAAAGGUUUAUAUUAUUGACAGAAAUAUCCAAAUACAUAUACCCAUUCAGAAAAAGUUUAAUGUUUCUCUUUUCAGUGUUGGGAGUCUUGAGACGUUUCUCAUUUCAAGACAUGUCUUGAGACAGUGUUUUUGUGUCUUGUCUCGGUCUCGAGUGCUAAUUUUCAUGAAUUUCAUGAAAUCUCAUGAAUUGUCAGACUUUCUUUCCCAAAGAAUUUAACCACUUGAUCGUCAAUUAAAAUUGAUUAUUUUUUGUAUCACAGGAAAGAGUAAAUGUUACUCUUUUAUGUUAGUCAUUUUUUUAAAUAAAAUAUUUUGAUAAAUACAGUAAAUUUCAGGCCUGAAAAGAUGCCUCAAACAGAAUUUUCUUCCUCUGUUUUCUCUUGAAAAUUGUGCAAAACCCUUUUUUUUGCCCAAAUACUAUAUAAAUCAUCAGAAAGCUCGAACUCUGUACUUUCUUACAAUGCCACUCUUGAUAUGUGGGACUUUUUUGAUGGUCAAGUCAGCUUUUUCCUUAAAGAUACAAGACAAGUUUUUUGAAAUUUCUGAGUUGCAUAAAAUCCAGAGUUUUGAUUAGCUGAAUAAUGUUUUCAGAACAACUGGCACGGGUAAUUUGAAGGGAUCACCACAAGGUGAGUAUGACCUUGGAGAGGCCCAGUGUCAAAACUGCUAGAAUUUGUGUGAGCGGUCUCUAUGACCAAUUAGAGCACAGUAUUCAUGUUUUUAAGCUUAGAGAUCUUCAGUGUUAUGAAUAUCACUUGGAUAAAAGAAGCCACUUUUUGAGGACCUGCGGAAUGACUGAUGGUCAAGAUGAUGAAUUGUAAUGUUUGUCAGAGAAUGACCCUACAUCUUUUACUUACUGUUUUCUGAUGUACUCUCACUUCAAAUCUUAAAAAUGUAUACCGGUAAUCAAGGCUUUAAUAAGGGUCUUUAAUUUUUAUUAACUACAGAGAAUUGUGAGUUUCUACUUUACAAUUUUCACAAAAUUCCAGUAAAAGAUUCAUAACUGAUUAAUAGAUCUUAAAUUUUCUUUAACACAAUGAAUGUACAUCUUUAAGAUGACUACUUACACUGCUUUGUACUUUGCAGUAGACGAUUGAAGAGGGAAUGUGUAUUGUAAUGUGACUUAUUUGUUCAAUUAGUGUUAUCAUGGUUCAAUUUUGUUUUACUACAUUUUCUCAAGUGCCUGUUUUUUUUAUGGUAUAACAGCUCAAAUUUCACAUUUUUUUUCCAGAUGUGUAUGUGUGUGGUAAAUGCAGAUUGAUUUGACAUGUACAGUGUGUAUCAGAAAAUUGUACAUCGUUGAAUUGAAUAUUGUCAAUUAGUUUGAACAAACUGAAUGUGAAAAGUUACGGUAGAACAUGUAUUGUAUGGA